CUGAUGAACAAAUAAAUCCUUCAGACAUGGGGGGAGGUGAGUGAGGGCAGCAAGUGGGGGCAGGUGAGGGUUUUCCUGCUGCCACCAUCUCCCAGGCCCUUAUUUUCCAUGCUGUCCUUGUUUUCCAUGGUUUUGGCAGUAAAAGAACUGAUGGUGGGUGCUGCAGGGGGUGUUCUGCUCAGCCAGCCCCAUUCACGUGAUUAACAGGGUUUAGCACCGUGCUAAUCAAUUUUUUGUUUGUCCCAGUGAGCCUCUUUUAUCGAAUUAAAUUUUAUCUAAUUAAAGCCCUCGCCCAGGAAAUUAAAGUCCUCAUCUGUGAGGCACAGGUACCGAGGGUGGCUGGGGACAGCUGAGUCACGUCCUGCUGUCACCGGGAUCUUGUGUCCCCAUCCCUGGAGAUGCUGCCAGGCCUCUCCUCUCCCCAGCUUUGCAGGCAGAUUAAGCUUUAAAAAAAUCCAUCAAAUAUUUCUCGAUGUGAGCAGGAAAAUGUUGGGCACAGCACAGUUGAUGCCGAAGGCACAUGCAGCUGUUUUUUCAAAACAAAUGAAAAUUCCCUGCAUUCCCCCAUGCUGCAAUAUUUUUUUUUUUUUUUACUGAGUGGCUUUUAUACAAAUUUAUUCUCUAUUUCCCAUUUUGAGAUGCAGUUUAAUGUACCACCCUCCCUCCUUGUCCUAAUCACAUAUUCAUGGAUUAGAAAAGAAACUUCCUAAAACAAAAGCAGCUGCAGUAAGUGCCAGAUAAGCUGAAAACAGCAAGUGGAUUGUUCCAGACAUGGUUUAUAACCCGAAAAUCCUAUCAGAAAACCCAGCCUGAAGGGUCACUGGGCUUUGGAGAUAAAAGUGAGGGUGAGCAGCAGCACAGACACGCCAAACACUUUAAGUGAAAUAGUUUAUUUUGUGGAAAAUAUCCCCCAGUUGGAUCAUCAUAAUCUGCAAACUCCUGGCAGUGGGUUCAGCAUUAAAAUAGGAAGAUGAAAGUCAUAACGAGGACAGACCUUUCAUUUAGAAAUUUUUGCAGCGAAGCAAAUCUAUUUCGACUUUGAGUUAUUUUAGAAGCAAUUUUAAAAGCUCAACUCUUAGGGGCACUUCAAAAUUGUUAUUUCAAGUAGAGUUUUUUCUCUGUGUUUUAAGAGCAACUGGGCUGGAUUUGCACAGAAAAUUGGGUCAAAAGGGCUUUGUUUCAUACAUAUUCCAGCUGUACCUCAGCGUGUGGAAUGCAGAGGGAAGAAAUGCCCAAUUGCCAAGCCUUGGUGUCCCUCAGCUUGGCAGGGCCAGCCUGUGCUGCUCUGGAGAAAUUGAGGAAAGGUGACCCCAGCUCCUGCAGUGUUCCAGGCUGGUCCUGUUGCCUCUGUGUGUCCCCCCAGGCCCUGGAGACGCCUCAGCAGGAGGAUGAGCUCUUGUGCAUGCUGGAUUCCUGCUGUCUCCUCACUUGUCACCUUGAUACUCCACCCUCUCCUCUUGCUGGCCCUUUACACCAUGCUCAGCAGGAAAAUUGGAUGCAGGUGAGCAGCAGCCCUGGGGAGCAUCCCAGCCCUCACCCCACCCCAGCUCCGGCCUCAGCACCGGGAGGGGACACGGCACAAAAACACCCCGGGGCACAAAACCACCCCGGGGCACAAAACCCAUCACCAGCCUAUGCAGGGAGCAGUGACACAUCUUCAGACACCUCGGAGGACUCGGACAACCCUUUCUGCCCUCAGGGCCCUGGCUCAGGGGAAAACAUCAAUUACACAUCCCUGGUGUUCCCAGAGAAAGGCUACGAGCCAGGCUCUGCCCAGGACUACGAGAACAUGAAGACUGGGAUGGAUUACGUCAACGUGGACCCAGAGAAGAGGAAAACACAUUUCUGGCCCUUCUCCAUGCCCAGGGCAUCCAAGGGUGUGGAGUACACCGAGGUGAAGCUGUCACACCAGGGUGAAGCUGUGGCACCGAUGUGAAGCUGUCACACCAGGGUGAAGCUGUCACACCAGGGUGCUGCUGCUCAGAGGUGCCCAAAGCCCCCAGCAGCUGCACAGCUGGCACUGUCCCCCCCCCCCCCGGGGCACUGCCUGGCACAGGCUGCAGCACUUGUACCACCCCGACCCGCAGGCACAGCUUCCUUGGCUUUUCCUUAAAGGCUCCACUGUUCCUGAGGGCUGUGGGGUGGGGCAGGGGAGGGUUCCUCCCAGCCAGGCUGGAAUCAGCUCUCCACUUCUGUGUCAUGGCCCUUUUUCCCUCAUUUCAUGAAAGCAAAAGAAAUAUCCUCCCCUCGCCUCUCAAAAUGGGCAGUUGGGAGGGAGAUGCAGUGAUCCUCAAAACCUGCACUGAGCUGGCUGGCAGCUCCUCUCAGUGAUGUUGUUUUGCUCAUCAGCCUCAUAAAAUCCUUGUAAAUACAGUUUUUCCACUGGCUUUUCCCUCUCUCUGUCUCCCACCUUUUGCUUUCCCUGCUUUGUCCCUGCUCCAGUUGCUGGGCUCAGUCUCUCCCCACCUGGGCCAUGUCCCUGCUCCUCACUCUGCAUUUUGUUACUUCUGAAUUUUCAAGAAAUAAACGUCCAAAAUGCCUGGGAAUGGGAACACUGCCCCAGUGGGAGCUCGGUGAGGGGGAUGGAGCUGCUGCCUCCUAGCACAGGGAGGGAUGGAGCUGCUGCCUCCCCUUCCUCAGGGCUGGAGCUGCCCCAAGUGCGUUUUAGACGGGCUCAGCAACGCUGUGAUUUAAUGAAAGUUGUGAGACGAUUGAUUUGGGAUUGAUCAGUGGCUGGGGGAGCCAGGCCCUCCUGCUUUCAUGACCUUGUGGUGCAGAUCUGGCCUAGCUCGAAGGGCACGUGAAGGAAAAUGUUCCAAAAACCCCAGUAAUUCCUGGGUAACGUUGGAAAACCCAGGAGAGGUGUGAUUGUGGGACUGGAG
Vidua macroura (Pin-tailed whydah) is the source of this 2882-nucleotide messenger RNA. RefSeq names its product regulator of hemoglobinization and erythroid cell expansion (gene RHEX). The coding region runs from base 1214 to 1936 and encodes 240 amino acids. Gene Ontology annotation, cellular component: plasma membrane. Lineage: Eukaryota; Metazoa; Chordata; Aves; Passeriformes; Viduidae. The transcript has 6 exons. The record is from RefSeq and is a predicted model, not a curated record.